This is a messenger RNA of Blepharisma stoltei, 894 nucleotides long. NCBI's taxonomy places the organism in Eukaryota, Ciliophora, Heterotrichea, Heterotrichida, Blepharismidae. The record is from the annotation of a GenBank genome assembly.
AUGCUGACUACUAAUCAUAGAGGAGUGAAAAAGAGUCCAUCAAUCUCGAUCCUCGAAAAGCUUUCCCACCCUACAUUAAAAGGCUCUUACUUGAUUCUGUUUAUUUCUUCAAAUGUAUCACACCUACUCCGCUCCACCAGAGGAAGAGAUAAACUGUUAGGCGUCGUUCAAUACCUCGCCGACCUAUACAAGCAAUGUAUGCUUGACUAUCUUUCCUCUCUCCGAAUAAGGGACUGACCAUUAUCUGUAAGGAACUCUAAAGCAAUCCAGGAAUCUAUGAAAGAUGGCCGGAAGAUCUUUCGGUUAUUCAGAUGAAUGGAAGAACUUUCAGGCUUCGGCGAAAAGAUUAGGAAGCCUAUGGACGUUGUGCUUAUACUUAAAUUACUGAAACAUUUUAUUGGGACGAUCUAUUACCUUAUCGACAAUUUAUUAUGAAUCGCUAGAAUUGGGGUCAUCAGCAAAGUUAUUUUGUAUGCAAAUUUGAGACUGGAAAGCACAAAAGAUGUGGUGGCGUUUGCAAGGUCUGCGCUGAGAAUUUUAAUUAAUUUGGCAACUGCGCAUAAGAGGUAUAUAAAAGAAAAGGAUAUUUUGCAAGAAUUAGAAUUGAACCCUGAAAAGUCAAUUGGUAUAGGGACUUUAGGGUAUAAAAACACAAAUUGUUUAUUAAAAGCACGACAGAAAAGGAGAUUUCAGUUCUUAGAAAUUGUCAUCAAUAUUUUUAAAAUAAUUUCAAUCACGAAGUCUUUAAGACUUCCGCUGUCAAAGCAUAUGAGUAAUAUUUUCGUGAGUACUUGUGGGCUUGUAUCAAGCUGCUUGUCUAUAUUUAAAAUGCUUUCCGGAAAAAGAGGAAACAAAAACAAUCAACACAAUAAGAGAUUAGAAGGGUUUCAUUAA